AGCCAGCCUGUGUUCAAGGGUCAGAAAGGCUGUUGUCAGACCCCCUUUGUGUCGCCGAUGUGCACACACGGGGAUUCCAGAUGACAUGGUCGUUUCCGCGCUGAUGAGGAGCGUGGCCAGCACCCUGGCAGUCACUUUCGAGGGCAAGCAGCCGCGCAACGUCUGCGUACAGGUCUUCGUUGCUCUCGCGAGCUUUGGCGCUCUGGUCUGCUCGUUGGUGCUGGGCCUGGUCUUCUGGAAUGACAUACACGCGCGGUUCUGGCUCGGCGAUCUCCCAGCGUAUGCCCUGUGGGCCUCCGCGCUGGCUCUCGGCCCGCUGCUGUACCUCAUGGGCUACGGUGCCUGCCUCACGUUCUACCGCGGCCUGCAGAGAAGAGCACGAGGCGCCAGCUCGAUGGGCGGCGUCCUUCCCGAGAAGCGGCUGGGCUACUCCAUGACGGUGCGAAGCGUCUCGCGCGUUUGCGCGCUGGCGGUGCUCUUCGCCCUCCUCGCCGUGGUGCUCGGGUCCGCCAUGCUCUACAUAGGUUCGGCCGUAUCCGACGCCCUGAUGGACAGGUGCGGCGCCGAGGCCAUCUCGUACCAGCUGGAGCGCACCCUCUCCACCCUCGUGGACUUCAGGACGGAAUGCUACAGCAGUCCGGAGAACGACGGGACCCCCGUCAACUUGUGCCCAGGGUUCCAGGAGGCGUUCCCGCCACCUUCGCCCUUCGUGACGUACCUGAAGGUGCUGGAGGAGAGCCUGGAGUGCGCCGGCUUCUGCACCAGCACCCAGGGCCGCCUGUUCGCACCCAGCCCCGCGCGUGAGGCAGUGGGGGACGCUUGCGGGCCCCGCCUGGCGCGGGUGCUGUGGAAGGUCACCCUGCUCUCCGGCGUCCCCGCGCUGGCCGUCGGGAGUCUCAGCGGGCUGGCGGCCUGGGUGCUCUGCCACCACGACGAGCUCUGAGCAGGCCGCGCGCGUAGGGCUGGCUCUCCUGGCGUCGCGGGGGCUGCGGACGCACGACGGGCGCCCUCGCUCCGAUUCGUGGCGGCGCCCACAAGGGCGAGGCCCCCUCUCCCCGUUGCGCCCCCCCCCGCCCCCACUCUUUGUGGGCGGCCCCAAGGUUCGGGCCCCACGGCCCUCAUACCAGGUCAGCCAAAAUGGGGACGGCAAGGAUGGGGGCGAUGCCCGCCAUCCGUUCCUGUCCAUCUUGCGCAGUGUCGCUGGCCGGCUUCGCUGCGAACGCAGUCCGCCUGUGACAAGGAAGGCCUGCUCGCCGUCGGUUCGGGACAAGAUCUGCUCUUGGGCACUCCCUCCGUGCGUGCUCCUCCCGUCUCAGGCGUGCAGAUCACGGAUCGAUCCGUCUUCGGGGAAUGCCGCGUGUGAAGGCGGUGUCGAGGACUCUGGCCGUGAUCUUCUGCGCUGCCGUGCUUUUUUUUUUCACGGCGUCGGACGUCGGGGCACGCGGGCGUCUCUCUUGAGAGCUCGCGCGCGCGCGCCAGUGGCGAGCCCGUCCGGAGGGCAGGCUCUUAGCCGCCCGGGGAGCGGGGUGCGGGUCGCCAGCUGCUCUCCAGCGUUGCGCCUGGCCAGGCCAGGGCCCAGGGGUAAGGCAAGGCGGUCGGGCCCUGCCGGCAGCGGCGCUCUGAGGGCCUCGACCGUCGUGGUGUAUACAUUGAGCCCCUCCCGUGCGUGAAUCGCGGGCCGGCAAGAGUCCGUGCUCGCGGAUGUCCAGGUCGAGGGGGCGGUGUUCGCAGCGGCCAGAGCCGAAAGGGCUUUGCCAGCUGCUGCUCUUCGUCGCCGUCGGCUUCCCCCUUUCUCCCUCUCGUCCUCGUUAGCCUUUUGAUCCUUCUGCUCCUCCUCCUCCUCUUCCUCCUCCUCCUCCUCCUCCUCCUUCUGUCCUGGAUGCAGUAUCCCAGGUGCAGCACCUCAGGCAGGACCACAAGCGCCGUCCGGGUCUAGAAGAAAAGGCCGCUCGCCCCUCGCUGUAGAUCCCCAACAGGGUGAGAAUGGAGGAG
This is a messenger RNA of Prorocentrum cordatum, 1992 nucleotides long. The record is from the annotation of a GenBank genome assembly. Lineage: Eukaryota; Dinophyceae; Prorocentrales; Prorocentraceae.